CGUUGGGUGGGCUGUCGCCGGCCGCAGGACUCUCCCCCCCCCCACUACUCCUCCUGUGCAGUUGAACAGGCAAAAUGGACUUCUCCAAGCUACCUAAAAUCCGUGAUGAGGACAGAGAAGCUUUCGUUGGCUAUGUCCAUGGAGUCUCAGGACCUGUGGUCACGGCUUGCAACAUGGCAGGUGCUGCUAUGUAUGAACUAGUACGAGUAGGCCACAGUGAACUGGUGGGGGAGAUUAUCCGACUGGAAGGUGAUCUGGCAACUGUCCAGGUAUAUGAAGAAACUUCUGGUGUCUCUGUAGGAGAUCCUGUACUCCGUACUGGCAAACCCCUGUCAGUGGAAUUAGGGCCUGGCAUAAUGGGAGCUAUUUUUGAUGGUAUCCAGAGGCCUCUAUCAGACAUCAGCGCUCUGACCAAAAGUAUCUAUAUCCCUAGAGGUGUCAAUGUGUCAGCUUUGAGCCGAGAUGUCAAAUGGGACUUCACGCCUUCCAAAAACUUACGGGUUGGCAGCCAUAUCACUGGUGGAGACAUUUAUGGUGUGGUGAACGAAAACUCCCUUAUUAAACACAAAAUCAUGUUGCCCCCACGGAACAGGGGUACAGUUACCUACAUUGCUCCACCAGGAAACUAUGACACUUCAGAUGUUGUCUUAGAGCUGGAGUUUGAAGGUGUGAAGGAGAAGUUCACUAUGGUUCAGGUCUGGCCUGUACGUCAAGUCCGUCCUGUUACUGAAAAGUUACCAGCCAAUCAUCCUUUGUUAACUGGCCAGCGGGUCCUGGAUGCGCUUUUCCCAUGUGUACAAGGGGGUACAACAGCUAUUCCUGGAGCUUUUGGCUGUGGGAAGACUGUGAUCUCGCAGUCUCUCUCAAAAUACUCCAACAGUGAUGUCAUCAUUUAUGUAGGCUGUGGAGAACGAGGAAAUGAAAUGUCUGAAGUACUAAGAGAUUUCCCUGAGCUAACAAUGGAGGUUGAUGGCAAGGUAGAAAGCAUCAUGAAGAGAACAGCUCUGGUAGCAAAUACCUCCAACAUGCCUGUGGCUGCCAGAGAGGCCUCUAUCUAUACUGGAAUCACACUGUCUGAGUAUUUCCGGGACAUGGGCUACCAUGUCAGUAUGAUGGCAGACUCCACUUCCCGAUGGGCUGAGGCCCUCAGAGAAAUCUCAGGGCGACUGGCUGAAAUGCCAGCUGACAGUGGUUAUCCAGCCUACCUCGGUGCCCGUCUGGCCUCUUUCUAUGAGCGAGCCGGCAGAGUGAAGUGUCUGGGAAAUCCUGAAAGGGAAGGCAGUGUCAGCAUUGUCGGAGCUGUGUCUCCCCCAGGUGGCGACUUCUCUGAUCCUGUCACAUCUGCUACUUUGGGCAUUGUUCAGGUUUUCUGGGGCCUGGAUAAGAAGCUGGCUCAACGCAAGCAUUUCCCCUCUGUCAACUGGCUGAUCAGUUACAGCAAAUAUACGCGUGCCCUGGACGAGUACUAUGACAAACAUUUUACAGAGUUUGUCCCUCUCAGGACAAAGGCCAAAGAGAUCUUACAGGAAGAGGAGGACCUUGCAGAGAUUGUGCAGCUUGUGGGGAAGGCUUCCUUGGCAGAAACAGAUAAAAUUACCCUAGAAGUUGCAAAGCUGAUAAAAGAUGACUUCUUGCAACAGAAUGGUUAUACGCCUUAUGACAGAUUCUGUCCUUUCUAUAAAACAGUGGGAAUGCUUUCCAAUAUGAUUGCAUUUUACGACAUGGCACGCCGUGCUGUAGAAACCACAGCCCAGAGUGACAAUAAGAUCACGUGGUCCAUCAUUCGAGAGAACAUGAGUGAAAUCCUCUACAGGCUUACGUCCAUGAAAUUCAAGGACCCUGUCAAAGAUGGUGAAGCAAAAAUCAAGGCGGACUAUGCUCAGCUGUUUGAGGAUAUGCAGAAUGCAUUUCGCAGUCUAGAAGACUAGACUUAGCCUCUGUGACCACUCCAGUUUGUCCUCUCAAUUCCUCAUCUCAACUCCUCAGCUUCCCUACCUUGCAAGAAUGAUGCAACAGUACUUGAGUUGAUAAUAGUCCUAUGUUUCCCUGUUCAUACUCCUUGUAUCUUUACAAAACAUUCCUCUUAGUUUGUGUUUGGCCUUGCUUUGUGUGUCUGAAAUGAUGAGUGAAGUGUGAAUGAGCUGGCUGAGUGAGGAAAUGCUGUUGUACGCUUCUAGGGUGGGAAACACUUUACUUUGCCCUCUCCCAGUUCUCUUGGUAACCAAGCUCUUACUUUGGAAAGCAACCAAUUGAGUUGUACUGGCAGAGGAGGUAUAGACUUUAAUGCAGUCAUGCGGUACAUUCUGAGCUGGCGGUGGUAAGGGCAUUUAGGUCCAGCACUUUGCUAAGUGACUAUCAUGACUUAAACUCCCUAAACAGAAUUUUUGAUCGUAUUUUAAUGAUGUGUUGAUAUAAGCAAAAGUAACAUUCUUCACUACACUGUCCCUUCCACAACCUUCAGCUGAGGUUGUUAGUAUUGAAAUGUGGCAGUUCUGGAUUGUCAGCAAGGGACUUGCUAGAAGAUGAACAUGUACAAGCAGCCACUAUGCUUCGUACACUGGAGAAACAGAAUUUUAUUCUCCGACUUACUAGUCAGAUAGGACUUUUGGACUCUGUAUCAGCUAAAACGAAAGCCAUAGGUGCUCAGCUUUCAGCAGAAAGAUUUGUUCCUUCUUUGCCUCCAAUUCACCCCAUAAAAUUUCACAACACUCAGCUGCUUUAGUAUGUGAAGCUUGUUACUGCUGCUUUGUACUACAGGCCAUAACAAGCUGUGCUGAUUCCACUUAUGUGGACCAGGAAAACAGUCCUUCCUAAAUGGUGCUCUCUGCCAAUAUACUUGCCUUCCAGAGGGAUGUCCAGGCCAUCCUUAGAAAAAGGAAGCAUGUGCUUAACUCUCCUCCUCUACCACACUAAUUUGGCUUGUCUGGCUGUGGCACAAAAUAUCCUCAGUUCUCAGGUAAAAGUAAUGUAUGAUGCUAAACUUCUAGGGGUGGGGAAGAGGAGAAGGCUGAGAAGUACAGCGUGUAUUUACUUGUCACUUGUGGAUUGUGAUACAAGAGGAACGUCUGCACUGUGCUCUGGCAGCACUGUCUGUCAGGCAGCAGAAACUGCUGUUUCUUGGGCUUGUUUAUUGGCAAAACUAGCAUGAGAUGAGGAGUAAGCAUAGAGCAGCCUUUCUGUCAGACUUCAAGAGCCAGCACUCAUCACUGGUGCAUAGUGAGGGAGAUUAAAGGUGCUGGCAUCCUGCCCAGUCUUUGACUCUCACUUGUGUUUCAGGUGGCAUUUAAUGUUUCUUUGUCAUGCAACACACUCUCUUUAACUUAGUUCCAGCAGUCAUCUACUAAAUUAUUAUGGUCAUGAAACAGUAACUGUUGUAGAUGACAUCUUUGUAGUGGCAUGGUUACACAAGUGUUAAUUCUGCAUUGAAGUAUUUCCACUGAACUGCCAGCUUCGAACAGUAAUGUUGCAACAGGCUCUCUGCGCUAUGGACCAAAUGCUAUCACUUCCACUGUAUCAACUCACUGUCAGGGAGAGCCCAGCUGAAAUGUAAACAGAUUUAAUAUUUUUGGUUCUCCUAAAUGAGACGACUACUCCAGCUAGUGUUCUGGUAGUGAAUGGUUAAGUUUACAGUUCACCAAACUUUCAGUGUAUGCUGCUUACUUUAACAAUGAUCAUGUGUGAAUGAGUUGUCACCAUUCAAGUUCUUGCUGGAUUCCUCAUUGUUCAUACCCUUCACCACUGCACUAUGUAGCAUUUCAUGCUAGAAAACAGAUGUUCUUAUUUCUUUAAAUAGAGGAUGUUAUAAACUUUACAACAGAUGUCUAAGAUAAUGCAGUUCUAAUAUUUAUUGUGCUGUACCUGGCCCGUAAGUGUGACCAGUUCAAACAGUUUCAUAUAUAUUUUUGUUUCUUUUGUUUUGUGUCUCAGUUUUCAGUGUUGAGAUUCUGAUGUUCACUGUGUACUGCAAGUCUUCCCUCCACAGCUGUGGGAAGAAUGAAAAGAUAGGCAGAACCCAGCCACCUACUCUACCUUGUAUAUUUCAUAAUGUAUGUUGCUGGAAGUUGUGUAAAAAAAAAAAAAAAAAAAAGAGUCAAUGAAAAUAAAAAUGGAUUUAAAGUAA
Molecule: messenger RNA, 4120 nt
Organism: Rhea pennata
Lineage: Eukaryota; Metazoa; Chordata; Aves; Rheiformes; Rheidae
Gene: ATP6V1A
Product: ATPase H+ transporting V1 subunit A
Exons: 15
Coding region: 75-1928 (617 amino acids)
Biological process (GO): ATP metabolic process; proton transmembrane transport
Cellular component (GO): proton-transporting V-type ATPase, V1 domain; lysosomal membrane
Molecular function (GO): ATP hydrolysis activity; proton-transporting ATPase activity, rotational mechanism; ATP binding
Source: RefSeq, a predicted model, not a curated record